Diachasmimorpha longicaudata is the source of this 1861-nucleotide messenger RNA. It is a transcript of the gene Irbp, whose product is annotated as X-ray repair cross-complementing protein 6. The record is from RefSeq and is a predicted model, not a curated record. NCBI's taxonomy places the organism in Eukaryota, Metazoa, Arthropoda, Insecta, Hymenoptera, Braconidae. The transcript is spliced from 4 exons. Gene Ontology annotation, molecular function: telomeric repeat DNA binding; DNA helicase activity; damaged DNA binding. Bases 1 to 1764 code for a protein of 587 amino acids. Gene Ontology annotation, cellular component: nucleus; Ku70:Ku80 complex. Gene Ontology annotation, biological process: telomere maintenance; double-strand break repair via nonhomologous end joining.
AUGGAGGAAGACCACCAGGAAAUAGAGAAAAGGGGAAAUGAAAACCCAGAAGUGGACUAUUCAUUUCGGUGUGCAAAUUUGUUUAUUGUUGAUGGAACGCAGGGUAUGCAUAGGAAUCGUGGCCCGAACACCAACUCGUACUUCCAAGAGGCUCUUGCCAUGUACGAGAGAAUCUUGAGACAAAAACUCAUUCGGAAUAGGGACGAUUGGAUGGGUUUAGUGCUUUUUGCUACAACCACUAGUGAUCCUGAGAUUAAGAACAUUCUGACGGUUUUGGAGUUUGGUCAAGUCUCUGUGGAGAUGCUCAAAAAACUCUUGUACAUACAAAAUCGCAAGCUCCCCUACUACGCGAGCAUCGCCUCCGAGGUAGCGUAUCCCCUUUCCCAAAUUCUCCUCCACGCCGCACGUUCCUUCGACUCCAUAAAGAAAAAAAUGACAACUCGUCAAGUGAACCUCAUCACCUGCCACGACGAUCCUCCCUUCAACGACAAUGAUGCACGACAGCAAGCUUUUAUUGUCGCCAAAAAUUUUAAGGACAUUCAAGUGGGCCUUAAGGUCGUUGGUUUCGGUGAUUCCUGGAGCUUUGACUUCUACAAGCAGCUGGAGAUGCUGGCGUCUGACAGCGACAAGGAACCCAAAAGAUCACUCCCCUUGGAUAUUGAACGAGAAGUCAUGAAAAGGCAGGUGGCUCUGGGACAGAUAGACCUGAGGAUUGGUGAGAAAGUCCUGAUGAAAGUCCAGCUCCAGACGAUCACCAAGACUCGUCCUACGCUACGCAAGAUCGCCAUGGAUAAGGCGACCAAUGAACCCCUCGAUAGCUACUUUCAUUACAAGAAAAUUGAUGAUUUCUUCGACGAUGAAGAGCCAAAUGAAGAUGAUGAUGACAGUGAGGAUAUCAUGAACUCAAGCAUCAGGAAGUGGCAGCGGGUGGGUGGACGGGACAUCCUUCUUACGCUGAAGGAAGCCAAGGGCAUCAAUCAGUUGAAGCCCAAGGGCAUUGAGAUCCUGAGGUUCGAGAAGGCUUUGAAAGAGCCUCCUUGGUAUCACAUUCCUCCUGCAUUGUUCCUCGGGGUUCCUGUUGAUGCGUCCCCUAAUGAGAAGAAGCUCUUCGCUGCUUUGUUCGUCAAAUGUCAGGAGAAAGGAGUAAUGGCAAUUUGCGCAGCAACAGUCAGAGCCAAUGGAAGAACACAUUUAUUCAGGAUGUGGCCAUGCCCUGAAUACCACGGUUUCAACUUCACUCGAAUCCCUUUUGAGGAGGAGAUCAACAAAUCGCACGAGGCCUUAAUGAAGAGCGAGGCAACUGAUGGACUAGAGAUGUACAAUGAUGAGAAGAAGCUGAACAUCAUGGAGAAGGUAAUCAAAAGGUUUAGGAUCAACUACAGCCCUGCAAUAUUUCCCAAUCCAAAAUUGUCAAAGCAGCAACAGUAUAUACUGGCGCUAGCUCUGAACGAGGAGUGGGAUGAAGAGAAGAACUUUGAGGACUUCACGAAACCUGCAGUGGAUAUCCUGCAGAUGAGCCUGAGUAAGAGAGGCCUACUUGAUUCGUUCUUCGAGAUUUUUCGCAGCACGAUGGAGAAUGAGAUCAAUCAGGCGGUCAAGGUGGUGAGGUACGAUAGGGAAACCGCCGAGAGAAUGAUUCAGGGAAAUCUUUCUAUGUAUACGGUUCCUCAGUUGAGGGCUCUACUGAGGGCCCUCAAUCAGCCAAUUACUGGAGUUAAAGCUGUUCUCAUUGAGAGAUGUCAGGAUUAUGCGGGAGCCAUGUAAAGAUAAGUCACUGUCAAUCUAAUAAAUGAAAUAUCUUGUAACAAAUGUACGUAAUUAGAAGUGAAUAAAGUUCACGUAUUUUUUUGUAAUCCAAUAA